Helianthus annuus (common sunflower) is the source of this 1080-nucleotide messenger RNA. RefSeq lists its product as uncharacterized. The record is from RefSeq and is a predicted model, not a curated record. The transcript has a single exon. Bases 439 to 831 code for a protein of 130 amino acids. NCBI's taxonomy places the organism in Eukaryota, Viridiplantae, Streptophyta, Magnoliopsida, Asterales, Asteraceae.
AUACAUAGUACACAACGUGGCCCAUAGUCUAGUCACCUCUGACCUCCCCUUUCGUCUAUAUUAUACAACAAUACACGUACUUGUAGAGAGAGAAACCCUUAGAGAGACACACACACACAAAAGCAAUCGAUAUACACUGGCUCUUCAUUCAGACGUUUUUGCGACACUUCCCCAACAAUUUAGAUAUCCUAUUUCUAUCAUUCCGACGUUUUUGCAACACUUCCCCCAACAAUUUAGAUAUCCUAUUUCUAUCAACCUUCCAUUCCUUCACACUUAUUAAUAAUAUCAAUUCAUUCCCUCCAUCAAAACCGUUCGUCGUCGUCGUGAUUUCACAACCAACCUCAUCCCGACGACGGACACCCCAACAUGGCCGGAAAAUCUCCAAUAUCCAUCCAUUCCGACGUCGUAUAACAAUAGAUAACGUUUCAUCAAUCUCCAAUGGAUGAUCCAGACGAGAGUUUAUCCCGUCACCGGCUAGCGGAGGUCGCCGGAGGAACCACGGCGGAAUGUGCAGCGGUGGUCUGCUGUUUCCCCUGCACCGUCGUUCAUUUCAUCGUGUUAGCCGUUUACAAACUUCCGGCAGGUUUGUACCGGAAAGCGGUAAAGAGGAAGCGUCGCCGGCGGCUUUUGAAAAAAGGGUUGUUGAUCCAGAGACCCAAUGGGGAGAUAAUCGCCGCCGGCCACCGGGUCACCGUCGUUGACGGUGGCGGUGAGCGGUUUGUUACGAAAUCGGUGGAAUCCGAUGAGGAUUUUAUUGAGUUUGAAAAUGAGAUGUGGGAAAAGUUUUACGGGACCGGGUUUUUUAGGAGUUUGUCGCAACGGGUUAAUUGAACCGGCUGAAUUUGCUGUUUGUUGUUCAUGUUUGUACUGUACAAGUAUAGUAUGCAUGGUGAUGAAUGAAGAUAAAACUGUAAAAUGGGCCUUGAAUGUAUAGAUUUGUGAUCCUCAUUUGCUCAAGAUAAUAAUCUUUUGAUUUGUGAGGUAAAAUCUGCAGUUUGGGUUUCUUUGUGUCUAGAUAAAAAAUGAGAUAUUUUUUUAUUGUUUUUUAUGUAGUUUAAUGCAAAAUGGAAUUGAUAUUUU